CAGCUCCGGGCCUGCCUUUUUCUGCUCAAUCCUGCUCUCUCUCUCUCCCCCAUUUUUGCACCCUCCGCUCCGGACGAGCUUAGCAGGAGGACGGAGGAAGGAAGCUUCCUCCAUGCCCUGCUCUUUCCUUACCUCCCCGCCCCCCCGUGUGCCCUGCCCCUUCCGAUGCCCCUGCUCCCUCUGUUCCCUGACCUUUCCAUGCCCUAUUCCCUCCUACCCUGCUCUCGCUGGUGCCCUCCCCCUUCUGCACCCUGAUCUCUGGUGCCCUUCUCUCUCGGGUGCCCUGCCCCCUGCACUGUCCCUCUGAGCCUGGGCAGAGGUGCCCGCAGGAGCCGGGCCCCCUCUGCUGCCAUGCUGGGCGUGCUGGCCCAGGCGUGGGCUCGGGGAUCUGGGCCCCUUUGGAGGGCCGGGGUCCGCAGGAGGUGUCAGGGGGCAGGGACCCAGGGGGACCCCCCUCCCAGGGUGGUGGAUCUGCGCAGCGACACGGUGACGCGGCCGGGGCCGGAGAUGAGGCGGGCCAUGGCCCAGGCCGUCGUGGGGGACGAUGACUAUGGGGAAGACCCCACCGUCCAGGAGUUGCAGUACCGAGCCGCGGAGCUGCUGGGGGUGGAACGGACUCUAUUUGUGCCCACCAACACCAUGGCCAAUCUCAUUGCCGUGAUGUGUCACUGCCCGCGCCGGGGGUCCCAGCUCCUUCUUGGGCAGGAGUCCCACCUCCAUGUCUACGAGCAGGGUGGGGUGGCUCAGAUCGCCGGCGUCCACUCCCACCCGCUGCCGGACCUGCCCCGCGGCACCCUGGACCUGGACGAGCUGGAGAGGAAGGUCCGGCAGGGCCACGGCAGCCCGUACCACCCCCGCUGUGAGCUCGUCUGCCUGGAGAACACCCACAACAGCGCCGGCGGGCGGGCGCUGCCCCUCGCCCACCUACUGGAGGUGCGACUCUUGGCAGAACGCUACGGGUUCCGGGUGCACCUGGACGGGGCCCGGCUGGUGAACGCCGCCGUGGCACUGGGGGUGCCGCCCGCCCGGCUGGUCCAGCCCUGCGACUCGGUCUCCCUCUGCCUCUCCAAGGGCCUGGGGGCGCCCGUGGGGGCCCUGGUCGGCGGGCGCCGGGAUUUCGUGGAGGAGGCGUGGCGCAUCCGCAAGGCCCUCGGGGGCGGGAUGCGCCAGGCUGGCGUGUUGGCGGCUGCCGCCCUGGUGGGCCUGAUGGGCUCGGAGAACGUGUUGGCACAGGAUCACCGCAAUGCCCGCAGAUUCGCCCAAGGCCUGCAGGAGUUGGCGUCCCCGCUGUGCGCCGUGGACCCGGACGCUGUGGAGACCAACAUGGUGCUGGUGCAUCUGUCCCCGGGGCUGCUCCCGGAGACCCUGUGCCAGCGCCUGGCCGAGGUGGGCCAGGGGGAGGAGGGCCAGCUGGGCGGGGCGGCCGUCCGCGUGUUGGUCUUCCCCUGGACGGCGCGCUCCGUGCGGGCCGUCUGGCACCGGGACGUCUCAGCCGAGGACACCGAGCUCGCCCUGCGCAAGUGGGACUUGGUGCUGCGGCGGAUCCGGGAAGAGGGGGGUGAGGGUGGAGGGUGAGGAGGGCAGACCUGCCUCCCCCACCCUGGGGCCUGCCUCUCCCCCCUAGUCACCCUCUCAGCAAACUCCUCUUGGGGCCUCAGUUCCCUCAUCCGGAAAAUGGGAUGAAGACUGAGAGCCCCACGUGGGACAGGGACUGUA
Ornithorhynchus anatinus (platypus) is the source of this 1716-nucleotide messenger RNA. Its product is annotated as probable low-specificity L-threonine aldolase 2. Gene Ontology annotation, cellular component: cytosol. Bases 352 to 1575 code for a protein of 407 amino acids. Gene Ontology annotation, molecular function: L-allo-threonine aldolase activity. NCBI's taxonomy places the organism in Eukaryota, Metazoa, Chordata, Mammalia, Monotremata, Ornithorhynchidae. Gene Ontology annotation, biological process: glycine biosynthetic process; L-threonine catabolic process. The transcript has 7 exons. The record is from RefSeq and is a predicted model, not a curated record.